ACUUUGUUUACGUUAUGCCGUCUCCCGGGCGCACUUCCUGUGGUGUAGUAAGUCGCAGCAAUGGCGGGUAGGAGCACGACCCACGCAAGACUUCUGGCAAAACAUCGGGCAGCGAUCGCACAGGACUUGGACGUCGCUAAAAUCCUUCCCUCCCUAGUCUACACAGGAGUGUUCAGCCUUGUGGAGGAAGGCGAGAUCCUAAGCGAGAGAACGAGACAGCUGCAGACGGAGGUAUUUGUGGACUUGCUCUCGAGGAAAGGUCCCGCGGCGUUUCAGGAAUUUUGCUCGGCGUUAGAGGACAGCUUUCCGCACCUGCUGACGUGCUUUCUCCUCGACAACCCCGAUGUGACAUCAGAAGCAGAAGAAGAGAAGUCUCCGUCCAAAGCGCUACAGCUGGGCUUCGAGCUAGCACUAAAGGAACGCGAUGCGGUGCUACGAGAGAACGCGCUCGCGCUGAAAGAGCGAGACACGGCGAUGAAGCAGUACCAGGAGAUGAAACACGAGAGAGACCGCGCGCUGGCCAGUCUAGAGAGUCUGACCACCAAACAGGGCCAGGGACUCACACACAGGUUUGGUGGGUCGCAAGGUUUACAAGGGUCACCCGGAGAGAGACAAACAAGAACACGGAGGGAAAGGCGCAGAGGCAAGGACGAGACUGAAGCAAGAGAGCAAGUGGUUUGGGAACAGUUGAGCUUUACAAUCAAUAGGGCACCAGGGUAUGGUUUUGGUAUAGCGGUGAGUGGAGGCAGAGACAACCCACAUUUCACGAGUGGGGAAACCUCCAUCGUCAUCUCAGAUGUUUUACCAGGAGGGCCUGCAGAGGGGCUACUGAAAGUGAAUGACCGAGUGGUGAGUGUGAACAGAGCAUCUCUGGACCACGUGGACCACAGCCAGGCUGUCAACAUACUGAAGGACAGCAGAGACAGCGCCGUUAUUGUCGUGAAGAGAAGGAAUGUGGUAACCGUGCCAGGGACUCCAGAUGACAGACUACAGACCAAGAAAGUCACCCUCACCAGAACCAAGAAAAAGGAAGACUAUGGUAUGAAACUAGGCUACCACCUGUAUGUGAAGGAAGUAACAGAGAAAGGACUCGCAGCACAGUCAGGACAGCUGGGGGAAGGAGACUUGCUAGUCAAGAUCAACAAUUCGCUAGUUGAGAACUUGUCCUUCACAGACGCGAAGAAGCUAGUAGAGAAGUCCAAGGACAAGUUGAUCCUGACGGUGCAGUCAGAGGGGGACUCCCCCCCAGCCUCCCCCCUCCAGGGCAGCCAGCUGUCCUUACCCAGGGACAGGGGGCCGUAUGACUCCAGCCCAGACCGUGCAGCUACCCUCCCCCUCAGCGCCAAAUCCCCCCUGCAGCCAGACCCCAUGGACCCUCCACAGUCCCCCUACUCAGAUGACAAGUACAGAAGAACGUCUCCGUACGCAGACGAGGCCCCGCCGCGACCGCCGCUACCCAGGAUGGACACACCGCUAACUGAUAACGGCCAUUAUGGUGAUCCUACAUCCACAGGCAGUCGAGACAAGUUACAUGAUGCUGUAUAUGGGAAGAAGUGGAGACAGCCUCCCUUUUACUCUGAGCCCCGGUUAGUGAAGUUCCAGAAGCAGGGAGCAGUCGGGAUCCGUCUGGCUGGAGGGAACGAAGUGGGUAUUUAUGUGGCUGCUGUUCAGGAGGACAGCGCAGCGUACCAGCAAGGUCUGCAGACAGGAGACCAGCUGCUCAGUGUGAAUGAGAUAGACAUGCGAGCGAUGACACGUGAGGAGGCUGUCCUGUUGUUACUCAGCCUUCAGGAUGAGAUCAGGAUAGUGGCCCAGGACAGGAAAGACAAGUAUGACAAAAUCCUUGAGAUGGGCUCUGGAGAUUCGUUCUAUAUUAGGACACACUUUAACUAUGAGAAGCAGGGUAAAGAAGAGCUGAGCUUUAAGAAGGGAGACAUCUUCCACAUCAGAGACACGCUGCACCAGGGUGUGGUCGGGUCAUGGCUGGCAGUGCGCAUCGGCAAGAACAACCUGGAGACAGAGAGGGGUGUCAUUCCUAACAAAAACAGGGCAGAGCAGCUGGCACAUGUUCAGAACUCGGACACGAAGGAAGCGCAGGGCGGCAAGCGGUCGGGAUUUUUCCGCCGGCGAAGCUACCGCCGCUCCAAGUCCUUGAACAAAGAACACUGGGAUGAUAUAGUGUUUGCUGGUCCAACUACAAAGUUCCCUGCAUAUGAGAGGGUAGUGCUAAAAGAACCGGGAUUUCCGAGGCCUGUUGUUGUCUUUGGACCGAUUGCUGACGUCACGCGGGACCGACUGUUGAGGGAGAUGCCAGACAAACUAGACUCCGCCCAAAGUAUAAAGAAAGACAAGGAGGCCAAAGGUGGAGCAUCCACCAUUAUAAAGCUGAAUGCCAUCAGAGAUGUAGUAGAAAAGGGUAAACACUGUGUGCUGGACAUCACUCCUAACGCAGUAGACAGACUGAACUACGCGCAACUAUACCCGAUAGUCAUCUUCCUCCAACCAGACAACAAGCAAACCGUCAAGGACCUCCGCUCACGGAUCGCGAAGGGAUCCAACAAGAGUUCACGCAAACUCUUCGAACAGGCCAUGAAGUUAAAGCAGGGGUAUUCUCACCUGUUCACAGCUGUGGUUCAUCUGUCCAAUAACGAUGCCUGGUACAGCAAGGUGAAGGACAUCAUCCGUAAACAGCAGUCACAACCUGUCUGGAUGUCUGAAAACAAGAUGGAAGACAAUGUAGAAGAUGACUUCCUGUUCCCCAUGUCGGCACGUUUCUCAUAUGCGUCUUCGUCAGAAGGAAACCUGGCCGCGGCGGUGGACAGUACGAGUCGUCCUGUCAGUAUGUUCAACAGUGGGUCUGAAACAUGGGCAGACACCGGGUCGGGACGGAUGGGUCGGUCCACAUCAGACCCCAGUCUGACCGUAGAUGGACAGCCUCCACAGACAGGGCCAGGGUACGCUCCACACCCAACACGGCAACUCUCAUCCGAUAGACAUGGCAACUAUUCUCAGUUCCCCCCGGAGAAGGCACCAAGAAGCAGGGACAACUCCUGGUCAGCGAGGCCCCCUGCUGACAGCAGCAGGCAUGACAGCCACGGUCCUUACUACAACGCCUACGGGCAUCCACAAGGGGACAACAUGUCAGGGCACAACAGCUUUCCACGGGAGAACAAUCGACAUCCGCGUUCCUUCUCCAGUAUCGAGCCUUACGCCACGCUGCCGCCAGACAGCGAUCGGUACCGAGACUACGGUCAGCACAACGACAGCUGGGGCACCAGGAAGAAAGAUCCAUCGUAUCCAACAGGCUACGGGAACUACGACAAUUAUCCACGGAAGGAGGAGAGGGGAUUUCCAACUGACCAGGGGCACAGGACCAAUGGGUACAGUCCACGGGACACAGGGGAAGGUGGUCCAAAGACCCAGCCCCCGCCCUAUGACAGACACGUACAUCGAGCUCCGCAAGUGUUGUCCGCUUCUCGAGAAUAUCUGGCUCCUCAGGAUCGCAACAACCAGUCCCCGAAGUCAGCGUUCGGUCAACCGUCCUCCUACGACAGACGUACCUUACCCAUGUCUCCCUCGCGAGACCGUCCGGGAGGCUACGAUCCCUACAAGUUCACUCGCAUGACCGCGCACUCGCUGUCGCGCGGUAGCAAGACUAGUCUCACCGGCGGUAAUAACACACACAGCACGAACUCUAUCCAGCGCCCAACCCCCACGUAUCCCAAGAUGCCACUGUCCAACGGCCCCACGAUGGACUCCCGUCGCGGGAACUACUCCCCGCUGUCCAAGACGAAAUCGGAGCCGCACAUUUCUCACUCGGACUCGGCCGUGUCGAGCAGCGACGUGGUGCAAUCGUCCGUCUACCCGACCAAGACCCUCCCCGUCAUCGAGAGACUGGACACGGGCGACGACAGCAUGGUGUCAGACACCGGGUCCAACCAAUCGGAGAACAGGAGGGACAACGGCGCGGACUCCGCGCGACUGCAGAUGACGCCUGAGAGAGAAAGGGACGUGUAUAACCGCAGCUCGUACCGCGACGGGCUGAAGCCGGCGGUGUACUCCGCCAUGGAGUUCAGGAGGAGAACUCUGGAUGACCUGAGAAUUCCCAAGACUCAGCUGGACCACGUGCCCACCUCGGACUCCGUGGUGACAUCAUCGUCUGGUGACCAUCCAAAGGUGGACCAUGCCAGUGAACUAGAACCAGACGAGAACCACACAGUCAUAGCGACAGCACGCGGCAUGUUUGACUCCAACGGAGGCGUGCUGUCCAACGCUGAGACGGGCGUCAGCAUCAUUAUUCCCAAGGGAGCGAUUCCAGAAGGCACCAAACAGGAGAUCUACUUCAAAGUGUGUCGAGACAACAACAUCCUGCCGCCACUGGACAAGGAUAAAGGUGAGACCCUGCUGAGUCCGUUAGUGAUGUGUGGUCCCCACGGACUGAAGUUCCUGCAGCCCGUCGAGCUGCGUCUGCCUCACUGUGCCUCCAUGACUCCUGACGGCUGGUCAUUCGCUCUCAAGUCCAGCGAUACCUCCACAGGCCAGCCCACACAAUGGCAAAACAUGACUCUCCCUGGGAUGAACAACAACUCGCAGUGCCAGGUCGGCGCCAGCAGUGUCUCCGUAUUGGUCGACCACUUCUCAUGGUUUGCUCUGAUUGGCUGGCCCAGGUUCCACCGUUACGACCACACAGGGUCCAUGGGCGGAGUCAUCACUACAAACAUCUACUGAAAAUGAUUGACAGCUCAGUGGGAGUUGUCAUAGCAACAGACAUCCACUGAGAAUGAUUGACAGCUCAGUGGGGGUUGUCAUGGCAACAGACAUCUACUGAGAAUGAUUGACAGCUCAGUGGGAGUUGUCAUAGCAACAAACAUCUACUGAGAAUGAUUGACAGCUCAGUGGGAGUUGUCAUAGCAACAAACAUCUACUGAGAAUGAUUGACAGCUCAGUGGGAGUUGUCAUAGCAACAGAAAUCUACUGAGAAUGAUUGACAGCUCAUCACAACAGACACUGGAUUCUGAUUGGCAGUUGUGUGGGGGAGGAGUUACAGCAACUGAUACCCUAUCAUUGACAGGAUAUGUGUGUGGACUGGACCAAAUGUGUCCCCAUUGGUGCCCUUAGCCCUGAUAUAGAGGACUGAUUUUAUCCCUUUUAUGCAGUUUUAGUCUUCUUUUUCCUUACAUGACUGUAAUACAUUGUACGAAGAUACCCCACGUGUCAUUUAUAAAGGGCUGAGAUCAGAAUGUGAGAAGUACCGAAAAACAAUGUGGAAAUCCUCAGUAAAAGAUUUUGGGAAGACAUACUGUUCACAACAAUGCCUGGACUCCAUGUAAAGCAUCUUUGAUUUCAUUAUGCAAAAGUUUGUCCCCAGAAAAAAAGUGCCUUUUUCCAUUUUCUUAAUAUCCAGGAUAUACAAAAGGCAGCUAGCAUAAGAGCCAACUU
Branchiostoma belcheri (Belcher's lancelet) is the source of this 5439-nucleotide messenger RNA. Its product is annotated as tight junction protein ZO-1-like. Gene Ontology annotation, biological process: cell-cell junction organization; regulation of apoptotic process; protein localization to cell-cell junction. NCBI's taxonomy places the organism in Eukaryota, Metazoa, Chordata, Leptocardii, Amphioxiformes, Branchiostomatidae. The record is from RefSeq and is a predicted model, not a curated record. Gene Ontology annotation, molecular function: cell adhesion molecule binding. Bases 61 to 4728 code for a protein of 1555 amino acids. The transcript is spliced from 29 exons. Gene Ontology annotation, cellular component: plasma membrane; bicellular tight junction.